AUGCUUCCAGUACAAAUAUUAAAACAAAAUGCUCAUGAAGAACGAGGUGAAGGAGCACGUUUAUCAUCAUUUGUUGGUGCAAUCGCAAUUGGUGAUUUAGUAAAGUCUACAUUGGGACCGAAAGGAAUGGAUAAGAUUUUGUUGUGUGGUGAAGGUGACUCACAGCAAGUGCAGGUAACAAAUGAUGGAGCUACUAUUCUGAAAGCUAUUGGUGUUGACAAUCCAGCUGCGAAAGUUCUCGUCGAAAUUUCGAUGACACAAGAUUCGGAAGUGGGUGAUGGAACAACAUCAGUGACCGUUCUUGCUGCUGAGCUAUUGAAAGAAGCCGAACGACUGGUUGCUGCCCGAAUUCAUCCACAGACAAUUAUUGCUGGCUAUCGACGAGCUUUAAAAAUAGCCCAAGAUGCGCUCCGAGCAUCGGCUAAAACUUCUAGUCCAACAGAUAUGCGUGAUGACUUGUUGAAAAUAGCUCGAACAACACUGGGUUCCAAGAUUUUAGCGCAACAUAAGGAACAUUUUGCUCAACUUGCCGUUGAUGCUGUGUUGCGUCUGAAAGGUUCUGGAUGUCUGGAAUCAAUUCAGAUUAUCAAAAAACUGGGUGGUUCGAUGGAUGACAGUUAUCUGGAUGAAGGGUUUUUGCUUGAAAAACGUCCAGGCAUGUACCAACCAAAAAAAGUUGAAAAUGCAAAAAUUCUGAUUGCUAACACGCCGAUGGAUACCGACAAGGUGAAAGUAUUCGGUUCAAGAGUGCGUGUUGAUUCUGUGGCUAAAGUUGCAGAACUGGAAGUUGCUGAAAAACAAAAAAUGAAGGACAAGGUAAAUAAAAUCCUAGCACAUAAAAUUAACGUAUUUAUCAACCGUCAGUUGAUAUACAAUUAUCCGGAGCAGCUCUUUGCUGAUGCUGGUAUCAUGGCCAUCGAGCAUGCCGAUUUUGAAGGAAUAGAAAGACUCGCUCUUGUUCUUGGUGGUGAAAUCGUGUCAACAUUUGAUUCACCUGAAUUAGUUAAACUUGGUUCUUGUGAUCUCAUCGAGGAAGUUAUGGUUGGUGAGGAUCGGCUGCUGCGAUUUUCUGGUGUUCCUAUUGGUGAGGCUUGCAGUAUUGUUGUCCGUGGUUCUACUCAACAAAUUCUUGAUGAAGCGGAAAGAUCACUUCAUGACGCGUUAUGUGUCUUAGUGACUCAUAUUAAGGAAGCACUCACUGUCGCCGGCGCUGGAGCGUCCGAAAUUUUGAUGAGCACUGCAGCGAUGUCCGAAAGUCAGAAGAUUGCUGGGAAGGAGUCGCUUGCUGUAGAGGCGUUUGCUCGUGCACUGGCACAAUUACCAACUUACAUUUGCGAUAAUGCUGGUCUGGACAGUGCAGAAAUCGUAUCAAAGUUACGUGCUUACCACAGUAAUAAUAAUCAUAGCAUGGGAAUUGAUAUUGAAAAAGGGGAGCCAACGGACGUUAUUGAAAAAGGUCUGAUCGAGUCGUUCAGUGUAAAGUUGUGUAUGGUUUCCAGUGCAGCAGAAGCGGCUGAGCAGAUUCUUCGUGUGGACAAUAUCAUCAAAAGCGCACCACGACAACGAGCGCGCGAUCGUAGACCUUGUUAA
This is a messenger RNA of Brugia pahangi, 1590 nucleotides long. Lineage: Eukaryota; Metazoa; Nematoda; Chromadorea; Rhabditida; Onchocercidae. The record is from the annotation of a GenBank genome assembly.